This is a messenger RNA of Penaeus indicus, 2153 nucleotides long. Its product is annotated as pirin-like. Gene Ontology annotation, cellular component: nucleus. Gene Ontology annotation, biological process: monocyte differentiation. The coding region runs from base 242 to 1135 and encodes 297 amino acids. Gene Ontology annotation, molecular function: quercetin 2,3-dioxygenase activity. The record is from RefSeq and is a predicted model, not a curated record. Lineage: Eukaryota; Metazoa; Arthropoda; Malacostraca; Decapoda; Penaeidae. The transcript has 9 exons.
AUUCCUCCAGUCAGUAACGAGGAAGCUUUGGUAAAGAGCGGUCGAUUGGUCUUCGUGGUUUUUCAUCGUCUUAAAGUCGUUCCUUUCGAGUCCUUAAUCGUAUGCAGAGUUAAUUAAAGGUCGGGACUCUCAUAACACGAGCAGCCGGGUAGGAGCUUGCUGUCUCUUGGUUCAGUGAGGAAGUGCCUGUUGGAAAGGGCCUGUUAGAAAUUCGGAGGUCGAACGCCACCGACAAGGAAAGAUGCGACGGAAGGUUGUAAAGAAAGUGCUAUCGGUCGAGCAGGCGGAGGGCCGGGGCGCGCGCGUGAGGAGGAGCAUCGGGCGGAAGGAGCUGAGGAGACUCGACCCUUUCCUAAUGCUGGACGAGUUCCGAGUCCGACCUCCCGCGGGGUUUCCAGACCAUCCCCACAGGGGCUUCGAGACGGUCACAUAUAUCCUGAAGGGCGGCGUCAAACACGAGGACUUCUGUGGCCAUCAGGGCGUCAUUUCGAAGGGCGAUCUGCAGUGGAUGACGGCAGGACGCGGCGUUGUCCACUCGGAGAUGCCGGCGACCGAUGGGGAGAAUGUAGGCCUACAACUCUGGGUCAACCUUCCCAAGGCAGAGAAGUUAAUUGAGCCCGCUUAUCAGGAGCUCUUAGCAACAGAAAUCCCGAGCACGGCGCAAGAUGGGACCUCUGUCAAAGGUAAGCUUUGGCAAUCACGACGUUUGAUCGCAGGAGAGAGCAUGGGCAUCCAGUCCCCCGUGCGAACCCACACCCCCGUCUACUACCUUGACUUCGAGCAGCAGCCGGGCGCCAGACUCAUCCAGGAAGUGCCACAGUCAUGGAAUGCGUUUUUGUACGUCCUCUCUGGCAUGAUUAAAAUCCAAAGUGAAGAUGAGGAGGAGGACGUGGAGAGCGAGGCCCACCACACACUCGUCCUCGGUGAUGGGGAUUCCGUCCAGGUGACCAAUAUGGGUCCUGACAAGGCGCACUUCGUCCUCAUUGCAGGCCAGCCCAUCGGAGAGCCUGUGGCCCAGUACGGUCCCUUCGUCAUGAACACACAAGAGGAGAUCAAUGAGGCUAUAACAGACUAUAACCUCCAACAGAAUGGCUUUGAGAAUGCACACGGGUGGAGAUCGGCUGCACAGAAAUAGGUCAACUCUACAUCAUCAGGAAAUUCAUUAGUAGCUCUUCUGUUGCAGAAAUGGUUACGUGCACAUUAUAUUUAAUGAAACACAGAGCAAGCUGCUCAAAUUAAUGAAGGUAUAAUUAUAUUAAUUUAUAUCUUGGUUAUAUAUGACUUUUUCAUUGUUAAAUAUUUAUAUUGACAAAAAUUAAUUUGUAAAAUUUUUUAACUGUUGUCCAUAUGAAAAAAUUAUAAAAAUUAAAUCUUUCCCCUUUUUCAAUUAUACACUAUAUAAGUAUUUUGUAAUAUAACAAAAGAAAUAUCAUUUCUGAAUAUUAGAAUCAUCAAAUGCAGAUGGAACACAAGCCAUGCCCACCGAGAGUAUAGUUUGUUUUUUUUCACAAAGAUGGCUCUACCAGUACCAAGUCAUAUAUGAACCAGUUACGAGUACUACCUGUCUCACCAAUUUUCCUUGAUUUUCAGAAAUAUUUUCUGGUAUCUAGUAUUGCUGUUAGUGUCAAUAACACUAAUAAUUAUUUUUUUUAGACAUAACAGCAUCACACCAUUUUCUUUCUUGCAUAGCCAAAUAUAUAAUGUAGGAGGUAGGGGAAAAAAAAAAAAAUAAUAAUACUAGUCUAAGUAUUAUUAUUUCCUCUUCCGAGUUUAAAAUAAUAUUGGUGGGAAAAAUAAAAUUAUCAUCUUUUUAAACAAAAUUUCUAGUGUUUCCUUUAACCAUAUAGCUUCAGUUGGAUAGAUCAGACUGACAUGUCAUUCUGGCUGGGUCAUCGUAUCCCAGGUUUUGAAGUACUACUGGUAUGUGAAUGUAAUUGUCAUAGGGUCCACCCCAACAGCUUGGUGUACUGUAGUUAGAACAGAACACAAAAAUGUCCUUUUUAUUUUAUUAUUAUUUUUUUUGUGUGGGAAUUUUAAAGACAAUGCUUUUCCAUGAGCAAUUAUUGGCAGGCCCUCUAUGCAAGAAAAAUUUAGUGUAGCCUCAGUUAUAAAAAAAAUAAUGUUGGACAAAAAUAAAAAAUGAUGGAACCUUU